This is a messenger RNA of Urocitellus parryii (Arctic ground squirrel), 835 nucleotides long. The record is from RefSeq and is a predicted model, not a curated record. Lineage: Eukaryota; Metazoa; Chordata; Mammalia; Rodentia; Sciuridae.
GAAGUGACUCAGACACCUUCAUGGCCUCUAAAGAUGCACAUACCCCAAAAAGCAGAGGGCUGCCUCGUUUUCUUCCUGGAGCUCCAGACCCAGAGCAAAACCCUAAUCCAGGGAACCCAGAAUGGCAGCCAGGUCUCACUCCACCAAGAAGCUUCUUGCCAACAUUAGACCUGAUAAUUAUACACCAGCAGGUGGAGCUUCUUGGAAUGAUACUUGGCACUGAGACUUCUAACAAAUAUGAGAUUAAAAAUGGCUUGGGACAAAGAAUUUACUUUGCAGUGGAAGAAAGCAUUUGCUUCAAUCGUACUUUCUGUUCCACUCUGCGAUCCUGCACCCUGAGAAUCACAGAUAACUCAGGUCGAGAGGUGAUCACAGUAAACAGACCCUUGAGGUGUAAUAGCUGUUGGUGCCCUUGCUACCUGCAAGAGUUAGAAAUCCAAGUCCCUCCUGGUACUGUAGUUGGUUAUGUUGCUCAGAAGUGGGACCCCUUUCAACCCAAGUUCACAAUACAAAAUGCAAACAAAGAAGAUAUUUUGAAAAUUGUUGGUCCUUGCUCAACAUGUGGCUGUUUUGGAGAUGUGGAUUUUGAGGUGAAAACCAUGAAUGAAAAGCUUACCAUUGGGAAGAUUUCAAAGUACUGGUCAGGAUUUGUAAAUGAUGUCUUCACAAAUGCGGACAACUUUGGCAUCCAGGUUCCUGCAGACCUAGAUGUGACAGUCAAAGCAGCCAUGAUCGGUGCUUGUUUUCUCUUUGAUUUUAUGUACUUUGAACAUUCACUAGCUGGAUUGUAACAAGCAAGAUGAUGAAAACAAUAAAAUAUGCAGAAUAUAUUUCA